AUGUCAGAAAUUAUUAGAUAUUGCAAAGGUAUUUUACAACGUGGUGUCCUCGAAUCAUGCAAAACUUUAUAUUACACUGGAGAACUUAAAUAUGGUACUCUUGUUGGUGUAGAUAAAUUCGGUAACAAAUAUUAUGAAAAUAAAGAAGAAAUCUUUGGUAGACACAGAUGGGUCGAAUAUGGUGAUUACAAAAACCCAGAUCCAACUACCAUUCCACCAGAAUGGCAUUCAUAUAUUCACUUUAUUUCCGAUAGACCAGGUUCAGAGAUGCUUUCAUUUGCUCCAACUUAUAAGAGACCACAUAUUGCAAAUCCAACAGGUACUGAUGGUGCUUACACUCCACCAAAUUUCUUAUUCAAUAUCGAAAAAUCAAAAGAAGAAUUAGAAAAAGAACAAAAAGAAAAGAAAUAA
Molecule: messenger RNA, 411 nt
Organism: Dictyostelium purpureum
Lineage: Eukaryota; Evosea; Eumycetozoa; Dictyosteliales; Dictyosteliaceae
Exons: 3
Coding region: 1-411 (136 amino acids)
Biological process (GO): mitochondrial respiratory chain complex I assembly; response to oxidative stress
Cellular component (GO): membrane
Source: RefSeq, a predicted model, not a curated record